Fusarium mangiferae is the source of this 1677-nucleotide messenger RNA. RefSeq lists its product as uncharacterized. The coding region runs from base 1 to 1677 and encodes 558 amino acids. The record is from RefSeq and is a predicted model, not a curated record. Gene Ontology annotation, biological process: sphingolipid metabolic process. Gene Ontology annotation, molecular function: glucosylceramidase activity. Lineage: Eukaryota; Fungi; Ascomycota; Sordariomycetes; Hypocreales; Nectriaceae. The transcript has a single exon.
AUGCUUUUCUCACUCGUUCUUCUCACUCUUGCUCUUCAAGCCGGCCUGGCGCUCGGCGAUACAUCCGUUACUGUCAACAUCAACAAGAAACUCCAAGUCAUUGAUGGCUUUCGUGUCUCCGAAGCCUACGGCCACGCCAAACAAUUCCAAAAUCUUGGCCCCGAGCCACAAAAACAGGGCCUGGAUCUUCUCUUCAACACUUCAACCGGCGCCGGCCUAUCCAUCAUCCGAAACAAGAUCGGCUGCGAUGCCUCCAACUCCAUCACGAGCACCAACGCCGAUGACCCCGAGAAGCAACCUGUUUUCCACUUCGACGGUGACGAUGAUGGGCAGGUAUGGUUCAGCAAACAGGCCAUGAGCUAUGGAGUAGAGACCAUCUAUGCCAAUGCUUGGUCUGCGCCUGUAUAUAUGAAGUCAGCAACGAGUAUGGGUCGUCUGUGCGGUACUACUGGUGUGUCGUGCUCAUCUGGAGACUGGAGACAACGUUACGUUGAGAUGAUAGCCCAGUACCUCUCAUACUACAAGGAGGCUGGUAUUCCUGUUUCGCACGUUGGCUUCCUCAAUGAAGGUGAUGGCUCGGACUUUAUGCUCUCAACUGCUGAGCAGGCUGCAGAUGUCAUUCCCCUUUUACACAGCGCUUUGCAAUCCAAGGGCCUUGGUGAUAUCAAGAUGACGUGCUGUGACAACAUCGGUUGGAGGUCACAGAUGGACUACACCGCGAAGCUGGCUGAGCUUGACGUGGAGAAGUAUCUAUCUGUCAUCACAUCGCACGAGUACUCCAGCAGCCCCGACCAGCCCAUGAAUACUACCCUGCCAACUUGGAUGUCUGAGGGAGCUGCCAAUGACCAGGCGUUUGCCACAGCGUGGUACGUUAACGGUGGUUCCAACGAAGGCUUCACCUGGGCAGUCAAGAUCGCACAAGGCAUUGUCAACGCUGACCUCUCGGCGUAUAUCUACUGGGAGGGCGUUGAGACCAACAACAAGGGAUCUCUUUCUCACGUCGUCGAUACGGACGGUACCAAGUUUACCGUGUCCUCGAUCCUCUGGGCUAUUGCUCACUGGUCGCGGUACAUUCGCCCUGGCGCACAUAGGCUUUCGACUUCAGGUGUUGUCCAAGAUACCAUCGUCGGUGCAUUUGAGAAUGUUGAAGGGAGUGUAGUCAUGGUGCUUACCAACUCCGGCACUACUGCUCAGACUGUCGACUUGGGUGUUUCAGUAAGUACUUUCGCAUCAGCUCAGGCUUUCACUUCGGAUGCUGAGGCACAGAUGGUCGACACCAAGGUGACUAUUUCCGACGGCAAUGUCAAGGUUACGGUCCCAGCGCACGGUGUCGUCACUGUGAAGCUCACAAGCGCGAAGAGCUCGAGGCCGGUCUCAACUGCUGUGUCUUCGCAAUCUGCGUCCAAGCCCACUAGCGAUAAGCACAGAGUGGUAAGCCAAAAGCACUCUUCAACAACAUUCUCGAUCGUCAGAACUCCAACCUCCACUCAGACUGCAUCCGUAGUUGACUCAGCCAAGGCGGUAACAUACCCUAUUCCUCCUGCAAAGCCCAAGGGUUCAAAGAAACGCACUACAAAGAAAGGCUCGCACCGAUCACACCAUGCGCAGAGUGCUGCUCAUCGUCGGUGUGGCCACGAUAGUCACCGUCGUGGUCACUGCACCAAUUCAUUAUUCUAG